AUGCCGUGGCACGCAGUCUAUGCCGAUCAACUUAGAAAGUGCAAGCAGGGACAUCCUCUGUGGUGCCCCGAUGCAGGGAGAAGGACCUCGGGGAUUUUGGUGGGCGAUGUGGGCUAUCUGAAGGAAGGUGCCUUCUAUCCGCUGUUCAACGCCACUUUGGACGCGAACGACGACAUCAACACUCGCGGUGUUCCAGAGCGGUACAAGAAAUUCGUCGUCAAAGAUGAUCUGCGUAAGGAGUACGCGAAGGUCAUCGAUCGGGGACCACUGCAUAGCACAAGUCUCAGAAAGCUUCAGUCGUGCGACACCACCCUCGCCUGCGGGUUUCAAUGCACGGACAAGAAGGGUGCGCUGCUUGUCAUCCGUACGCCUGCGAUCCAAGAAGAACUGCGAGACAUUGAUAACAUGAAACGCCAUAUGUCCAGCCAUAUCGAUAGCUGGCUCGAUUUCGCUAAGCGGCAGCGCCCCGAGCUGAAGAUGGAGGACAUCACCUUCGUAUUCGGGUUCAUCAAGACAACACAAUGGGCGGUGGCUGCGCUUACCAAGGGGCAGAAUGCGGAAUUGUCGUUCACUGGGAAGUUCACGGAUACUGAACCGGCGUUCUCAGUGGAGCCUCGAGGGACUGACUUCGAAUACCGCACGGGUCCAGCAGGUCGAGACACCCAGCUCACGAUGCCUAUAGACCAGUGUGUCUUCCUGCAUUACAUCAAAAUGGAGAGGUUAAUAGGCUUCCCUCGUUGUGUGAUCGUUCGGGGUGAGCGCUUGGCUGCACCAUGA
Fibroporia radiculosa is the source of this 777-nucleotide messenger RNA. RefSeq lists its product as uncharacterized. NCBI's taxonomy places the organism in Eukaryota, Fungi, Basidiomycota, Agaricomycetes, Polyporales, Fibroporiaceae. The record is from RefSeq and is a predicted model, not a curated record. The transcript is spliced from 2 exons. The coding region runs from base 1 to 777 and encodes 258 amino acids.